Molecule: messenger RNA, 5803 nt
Organism: Limulus polyphemus (Atlantic horseshoe crab)
Lineage: Eukaryota; Metazoa; Arthropoda; Merostomata; Xiphosura; Limulidae
Product: protein transport protein Sec24A-like
Exons: 23
Coding region: 1537-4737 (1066 amino acids)
Biological process (GO): COPII-coated vesicle cargo loading; intracellular protein transport; endoplasmic reticulum to Golgi vesicle-mediated transport
Cellular component (GO): COPII vesicle coat; endoplasmic reticulum exit site
Molecular function (GO): SNARE binding; zinc ion binding
Source: RefSeq, a predicted model, not a curated record
CUUUUGAUUUAUUUUAAAUAAUUGUAUAGUAAGUAAAACAAUAAACUACUAGCAUUUUACUGUCCAACUGAAUUAAUCUUUUUCAAGUUAUCUCUAGAAUGUAUUGUCCUUGUGACAGGUUCACCCUUAGGUAUGUAGCAUUCUCCAGGAAUUACUACUAUCAUUUGAAAUAUGUGCACAGUUGUCUUCUAUUAUUAUUUGUGAAAAGUGGUAACCCUACUUUACCAAUAUGGUAAUAACAUUCUGAUACUCAUUAAGGUCUUCAUUUAUUUCACAAAUUCUUACUGUACUACAUAUCUUAGCCAUUUUAACUUAUUUAUUCUGGUACAGUUAAUGAUUUAUAUUGUAUUAUAUUCAAACAUUCAUAAAUAAUACAUUUAAUAUUAUUAUUCUGUACAUAAUUUGUUGACAGUGUAUAGGCACAUUUUUAAAAGUUAAAGGUUGCACCUUGCAGUUUAUUUAAUUUUCAGUCUUAAGAGAUUAAUUACUAGAAUGAUAUUAAUUCUAAAGCAAUGAGGUAUGAGUGAAUUACAGGCCUAUUACUGAUGUUAAAAAUUGUAUUGCAGUAGUGAAUAGCCAAUGUGAGAUGGUUUCUUUAACCUUGUAAAACUUUUACUUACUUUUACAUAGACCAACUGUGUCAAACCCUUGCAGGAAAGUGAAAAUUUUUCACCGUGUAAAUUUGUAAUGGUAUAUGGCCUAUACAUGGCUUUAACUUUGAACAGAGUCAUCUUGGAUGUUGAUAAUUGAAGUCACUUCUCCCUAAAUUUUGAGUUGAGCAUGCCCCCUGUUUUAAUAUGCUAUAAUCUCCAUUCUACCAGAAUUCACAGUUAUAGUAUUGCCUGCUAUCUCUUCAGUGCCGGGUUUAGACUUGGUGAGGUCCUAAGCUAUAUAAAGCUUGGAGGCCCCUUGUUAAAAAGUUACACCAGAAGGUCUCACAAAGGUGCAUACCAAAACAGGAUCUUGGGUUGCCACAAAAAAAUUAAAAACAUAUAUAUGCCUUUUAAUUAUUUAAUAGCAAGGUAUUUAAAGUGAAAAAUAAAAUUAUAAAAGCAGAAAAAAAAAAAAAAAAUCUGACAUUUUGUGAGGCCCUAAGCUGUAAGUUGUUUCGCUUAUGCCUAAAUCCGGCACUGUAUCUCUUGUACAUUUCAAGCUAAAGUAAAUUCUUACAAGUAAAGAUUAUCUUUCUGUGCAGUUUAUACAUGUAUUUAUUUUCUGGAAAAAGUGUAAGCAGAUAUUUAGUGGUUUUCAGAGUUAACAUAGGCAAAAAAAAGGUAAACUUUUUGAAUGGUGAUGUUUCUCCCAACAGAUGACUACAGUACUUCAUUUCUUUGGAGAAAUUUGGGAAUUAAAACAAUGUUCUAAAAUUCUAUUUCAAUAUUACUGAAAGUGAAAUAUGAACAGUAUUCUUUGAGGACUUCUGGAAGGCCAGUACCAACUCCAGCAUAUGUAGGUAAUAUUAUUACUACUGCUUCUGUCAACAUCAUCUCAUCUGUCGUACUGCCAGCCAGGGAACCAAGACCCUGCACUGGUAACAUGCAGCCACAAUCAUUGUACAGUCAAAAUAUUAAUUCCAAAAAUACCCCACUUGAAUCAUCAUGUGGUGGUGUUUCCAUAAAAUCUGACCCUCCAUUUUCAUCAGUUGAGUUUAAUCCUUCUUACAAUCAGAAUCCAUACCAGCCCAUUCCACCUUCAGAAUUAGAACAGUAUAAUCACCAAACACCAAGAAUUAAUGGACUUGGAAACUUGCAUGUACCAGUAUGUGCUCAACAGAAUGGACCUGGUGGAGAAGUAGUGGCACCCAGUUUGUUGCCUUCAUUGUCAAAUUCUUCACAGUUUGUGCCAUAUGUUUUACCUGGAUCUAGUCAACAAUCUGCUGAACAGUUGCAUGAGCCAAGACAAAAGCAGUUGUUUCAAGGUGCUCUUAGAAGUGGACCAUUGCAAGCCCAUUGUUCCCACAUGUUGCCUAGACAGAACUCUUCAGUGCCUUCACCAGUUCCUCUUUCUGUCCAAAACUUGCCACAGAAUCGGAGUCAUAUAAGAGAAACACCUUGGCCCUCAGUUCCAUCCACAUCUGCAACAAACUAUCAGACUCUUCACCAGGGUUCUGGAGAACCUAGAUUUAAUGGUCUUCCUACAAGCCCAGGAACCCAAGGCAACUACUCUUCACUUGUAAUGGGUGCAUCAUCCAUAUCUCCACCACCUAAACCACCAGUCCAAUCCUUAGGUUUUACUACAUCAUGUGGGAAUGUUGGCCAAAGCAUAAUUACACCUAGAUGGCUGCAGAAGCCUGAUUAUAUUAAAACAUCACCUACUAGUCAAUCAGUAGUAGGACAUUCUUCCCCUCCAGCCAACAGUAUUGGCUCUACUCAGCAGUAUUGUUUAUCCAAGCAACAUGAAAGGCCUGUUGGAGGAAUUGCAGUAGGCUACGAUCCUGGUUUCUAUGCUCAAAUGGCAAGAAUGAAUAUUCAUGGAAGUUCAUCAUUUUUAUCAGGAAAUAAGUAUAUAAACUUGCUUCAGGAUAGAAAUGUACUUCCCUCUGUGCCUGUAGAACCUCCAAAAACAGUUACAUCAUAUGACAAACCAACUUGCAACCCUGAUAUAUUCAGGUGCACUAUGACAAAAAUACCUGAAAGCCACUCAUUGCUUCAGAAGUCUCGACUUCCUUUAGGAAUACUUAUACAUCCUUUCAAAGAUCUAGAUCAUAUUCCAGUGAUUCAGUGUGGAUGUAUAGUGCGAUGUAGAUCGUGUCGUACGUACAUAAACCCUUAUGUGACUUUUGUUGAUCAGUGCAGAUGGAAAUGUAACCUGUGUUUUCGAGUUAAUGAUUUACCAGAAGAGUUUCUUUAUGAUCGUGUUACCAUGUCAUAUGGAGAUCCUUUCAGAAGACCAGAGAUGAAAAAUGCGACUGUUGAAUUUAUUGCACCCUCAGAGUAUAUGUUGCGACCACCACAGCCAGCAGUGUACCUUUAUGUUUUGGAUGUGUCACAUGGAGCCUUAGAGACAGGUUACCUUUCAGUUUUCUGUAAAACUCUGUUAGAAGAACUUCAUAACCUCCCUGGAGAUUGUCGAACAAGAAUAGGUUUCAUCACGUUUGAUAGAAGUGUUCACUUCUAUGAUCUUUCUGAGGGUCGUAAUCAACCUUCCAUGUUAGUUAUGUCAGACGUAGAAGAUGUAUUUUUGCCAUUAUCAGAUGGUUUGAUUGUGAACUUCUAUGAAAAUAAAUCAUUAAUAGAAGACCUUUUAAAAGAGCUUCCAAGUAGGUUUGUUGAAAAUGAAGAUACAAAUUCUGCUCUUGGAGCAGCUUUACAGGCAGCUUACAAGUUAGUGGCUCCUACAGGAGGAAGGGUCACAGUUAUGCAAACACGUUUACCAAAUAUUGGACCCGGAGCUUUAAAGCCGAGAGAAGAUCCUACCCACUUUACAGCCAAAGAUGUUGCCAACUUGGGGCCUGCUACAGAUUUUUAUAAGAAGUUGGCCCUUGAUUGCUCAAGACAACAGAUAGCUGUUGAUCUCUUCAUGCUGAAUUCACAGUAUGCUGAUUUGGCCUCCUUGGUUUGUAUAUCCAAAUUCUCUGCUGGUAGUAUCUACUAUUUUCCUGGUUUCCAUGUGACAUUGAAUAAGUUUCAGACACAGAAGUAUCAAAAAGAGUUACAACACUAUCUUACCAGAAAAAUUGGGUUUGAAGCAGUAAUGAGAAUAAGGUGCACGAGAGGUUUAUCUCUCCACACGUUCCAUGGAAACUUUUUUGUCAGGUCCACAGAUUUAUUAUCUCUUCCUAAUGUGAAUCCUGAUACUGGAUAUGGCUUGCAGAUAGCCAUAGAGGAUAAUUUAACAGAUUGUAAGAAUGUGUGUUUUCAAGUUGCUGUUCUUUACACAUCAAGUAGAGGGGAAAGAAGAAUUCGUGUCCAUACCUUGAGCCUUCCAGUAGUAAAAGGUGUAACAGAAGUACUUGAGAGUGCUGACCAGGAGUGUAUUGUAGGCCUCUUAGCUAAGAUGGCUGUUGACAGAAGUAUUUCAUCUUCAUUGGCUGAUGCACGAGAAGCUAUGGUCAGUGCUUGUUGUGAUAUAUUAAAUGUCUACCAGAAUACUUUGCCAGCAGGCCAAACUGCAGGAGCACUAGUGAUACCUUACUGUAGUCGUCUAAUACCUCUUUUUAUCCUUGCUCUACUGAAAAAUGUAGCAUUCAGAGUAGGUGUUGAAACAAGGUUGGAUGAAAGAGUCUUUGCAAUGGAGCAGAUGAAGUGUUUGCCAUUAAGCUACUUGAUGACACACAUCUACCCUCGAAUGUACCCUGUACAUGCGUUGGAUGAUAAUAAUGCCAUUUCUACUGAUGAUGGAGUAACAGUAUCACAGCCUCCUGUUCUACAGCUGACAAUUGAAAAACUAGAUUAUACAGGAGCAUAUCUUUUGGAUGCAGUAUCCUGUAUGUAUCUUUAUAUUGGACGAGGAAUCAGUGGUCAUUUUUGUUCUUCUGUUUUAGGAGUUUCAACAUUUGCAGCCAUUCAGGAAGGAAUGAUUGGGUUGCCGGAGCUUGACACACCAGAGUCAGUUAGACUUAGAUACUUUGUAGCUUGGCUUCUUUCUCAGCGACCAUUCCAUAGUCCACUAUUAAUACUGAGGGAGGACAGCAAGGACCGUUAUAAAUUUCUACAGCACAUGAUAGAGGAUCGGUCAGAGUCAUCUCUCUCCUACUAUGAAUUCUUGCAGCACUUGAAGCAACAUAUAUCUAAAUGAAGUUGAAUGGAUAGCAUAUAUAUAAUAAAGUGAAACUCGUGGUCUCUGCAGGAGUAACUUUGUUAGAUUGACAUGAUAAUUGGGACUUAAUAUUUUAUGUGAUAGUAUCACUAAUCCUUUGUCCUGACAUGUUCAUGUAGACAUUUCUUGAAAGCAAACAGUUUAAGAGGAAAACAAAAUUCAUGUAUAGAAAAUUAACAAAAAUCAACUGGAAAAGCUUGAAAGUGCUUCUAUUCAUUAUGAAACAAAUUUCGAAUGCCAUGAUGAAGAUGUGAACAGUGUGUGUAUGUGUGUGUGUGAUGUUGCAGAAAAUCUUAGAGAAGAUAAAGAUUUAUGCAAGUUUUGAUAGUAUAUAAAAUUUUCACCAGAGGAAUGAUAAACAUAUUAAGUAGAAGGAUUUUGUAAUUUGAUUCAAGUUUGUUUUUCAAAGAAUGGAAGAAAAUUUUGUGAAGAGAGGAGAGAAACUCUUAGUUGACAAAGUUUGUGCAGAUAUUAACAUGCUGUUUUGAUUUAGCAGAACAACAUUUACAAGUACAUGAUUUGGCUUCAGUGUAUAGUACAUUGAAGUACUGUACUUAUCAAGUACUGUGGUGUAUAUGCCUUUUCUUACUAAAGUUGUUCUCUUAUUUUAGAAAACUACUCAUACUGUGAUAGCAGUACAUGUUAUACUUUAGUGCUGAGUUUUUACUGUCACUAUACUGUAAUCUAGUUUGGUUGGCACCUUUGGUACAAGUAUCAAAUAUAUAAAUGAAAAACACACCUACACUUAAUGAUAUUCAGUGAAGAACAUGAAAAAUACAGUUACUGAAAAAGAUAAAAAAAAAGGCUUAAAAUAUGUGUGUGAUUUUAAAGGGCUCAUUAUUAAGGUUGUUUUGUAGAAGUUCAGUGCAAGUUAUAAUUAGUUCUUUCUAUUUUGAUACUUAUGUAUAGUUCUUUGCUCUUGAGUUUGCUGUAUGAUAUUCUGUAUGGCUGUACUAGAUAAGCAUUAUAUGUUUGUGUGUGUUUGUGUGUAUAUAUCUAAAUAAACAUUGUAUCAGUUUCAUGAUAAAAAACAUGUAUAGCAAAA